AUGAAAUUUAAUUGGAAAACCAUUCAGGUUGCUCAAUGCGUCGACACGAUAGGCCGUCUAGGGGCUUCGUGCGAGGUUCCACACGGGGCGCCCCGCGGGUCGCGGCCCGCCGCGUGCCUUACUUACCACCGGCGGUGCGCGGGCGGUGCGGGGCGAGGCGGCCGGCGCUGGCGCUCACAGCUCGGUCCCGCGGGCUGGCGGCGGCGCGGC
Iphiclides podalirius (scarce swallowtail) is the source of this 210-nucleotide messenger RNA. Lineage: Eukaryota; Metazoa; Arthropoda; Insecta; Lepidoptera; Papilionidae. The record is from the annotation of a GenBank genome assembly.